This is a messenger RNA of Humulus lupulus (European hop), 2881 nucleotides long. RefSeq names its product ATP-dependent zinc metalloprotease FTSH 4, mitochondrial. Lineage: Eukaryota; Viridiplantae; Streptophyta; Magnoliopsida; Rosales; Cannabaceae. Gene Ontology annotation, cellular component: chloroplast thylakoid; membrane. The coding region runs from base 238 to 2481 and encodes 747 amino acids. The record is from RefSeq and is a predicted model, not a curated record. Gene Ontology annotation, biological process: proteolysis. The transcript has 7 exons. Gene Ontology annotation, molecular function: ATP binding; ATP-dependent peptidase activity; ATP hydrolysis activity.
AUUAUUACAUCUCUCUUUCUCUCUCUCUCUCUCUACCGCGAACUCUGCCCCGCUUUCUCUCUCAUUUUCUUUUCAUCCAAUCACACCCACCGCCAUUCCCAUCCCCUUUCCUCAAAAUUUUGCCAUAUAUAUACAUAUAACUGUAUAUAUAUAUAUAUAUCUCUGGAGACUAGAGAGGGAAGAGAAGAGGUGUUGGAGGGAAUAACGAACUACACCUUUUUGGGUCUCUGAACAGAGAUGGCUUUAAGGCGCCUGAUCACAGAGGUUUCAAGGCAUCAAUCACAAUUGGGGAAAUGUAAACUUUUGUCUUCUAGAAGUUCCUUUCCCACACAGAAGUUUGGGGUUGGAGGAGGUAUUUGUGUGAACAGGCUUUUAAAUUCUCAAAAGAGGUAUCAGUCUAGCUAUGUUGGCAAUUUAGCUCGCAGAGCUCGUGAUGCAGAUGAAACGAGUGAGCUUACCCAUUUAAAAGACCUAUACCGCCGUGGUGAUCCUGAAGCAGUGAUCAGGUUAUUUGAAAGUCAACCAUCAAUGUACUCUAACCCUGAAGCACUUUUAGAGUAUGUAAAAGCAUUAGUUAAAGUUGAUAGGUUGGAUGGAAGUGAAUUGCUCAAAGUGCUUCAGAGAGGGGUUUCUAUGUCUGCUAGGGAGGAAGAAAAUAUAGGUGGCCUCGCUGCUUUCAAGAAUGUUAGAAAAUCUGCAAAAGAUGGUACUCUUGGAACUGCAAGUGCUCCUAUUCAUAUGGUAUCUGCAGAAGGGGGUAAUUUCAAAGAGCAGCUGUGGCGUACAAUUCGAACUAUUGCACUUGCUUUUCUUCUCAUCUCUGGUGUAGGGGCAUUGAUUGAGGAUAAAGGAAUUAGCAAAGGGUUAGGCCUGAAUGAAGAGGUACAACCUAGCAUGGAAUCGAACACAAAGUUUAAUGAUGUAAAGGGAGUUGAUGAGGCAAAGGCAGAGCUAGAAGAAAUUGUUCAUUAUCUAAGGGAUCCUAAGCGCUUCACCCGUUUAGGUGGAAAACUUCCUAAAGGUGUUUUGCUUGUUGGCCCACCUGGCACUGGCAAAACAAUGUUAGCUAGAGCUAUUGCUGGUGAAGCAGGAGUCCCUUUCUUCUCUUGCAGUGGCAGUGAGUUUGAAGAGAUGUUUGUUGGUGUUGGAGCCCGGAGAGUGAGAGAUCUUUUCGCAGCUGCAAAGAAACGAUCACCUUGUAUAAUCUUCAUUGAUGAGAUAGAUGCCAUAGGUGGUAGCCGCAACCCCAAGGAUCAACAGUACAUGAAGAUGACGUUGAAUCAGCUGCUUGUUGAACUGGAUGGUUUCAAACAAAAUGAAGGAAUUAUAGUAAUUGCUGCAACUAAUUUCCCUGAAUCACUAGACAAGGCACUAGUGAGGCCUGGACGGUUCGAUCGACAUAUUGUUGUUCCUAAUCCAGAUGUUGAAGGACGAAGGCAGAUUAUGGAAUCCCAUAUGUCCAAGGUUCUUAAAGCAGAUGAUGUGGAUUUGAUGAUCAUUGCUCGAGGGACCCCAGGGUUUUCGGGUGCAGAUCUUGCAAACUUGGUUAAUGUGGCUGCUCUUAAGGCUGCAAUGGAUGGUGCUAAAGCAGUCAGUAUGGCUGAUCUCGAGUUUGCGAAGGACAAGAUCAUGAUGGGAAGUGAGCGCAAAUCAGCUGUAAUAUCUGAUGAUUCACGCAAGUUAACUGCUUUCCAUGAGAGUGGACAUGCCCUUGUGGCUAUCCAUACUGAUGGUGCUCUACAAGUUCACAAGGCAACAAUAGUUCCAAGAGGAAUGGCUCUUGGAAUGGUUGCCCAAUUGCCAGACAAGGAUGAGACGAAAAUCUCUCGCAAACAGAUGCUUGCACGACUUGAUGUUUGCAUGGGUGGGCGGGUUGCAGAAGAGUUGAUCUUUGGUGAAAAUGAAGUUACUUCAGGUGCAUCUUCUGACCUUGAGAAGGCAACUUCUAUUGCAAGAGCAAUGGUUACCCAGUAUGGUAUGAGCAAAGAGGUCGGGGUUGUCACCCACAAUUAUGACGACCAUGGAAAGAGCAUGAGCACGGAAACAAGGCUGCUUAUUGAAAAGGAAGUGAAGUCUUUGUUGGAUACAGCUUACAAUAACGCAAAAGCCAUUCUCACUACUCAUUACCACGAGCUCCAUGGGCUGGCUAAUGCCUUGCUUGAGCACGAAACACUAACAGGAAGUCAGAUUAACGCUUUGCUUGCCAAAUUGAAUUCCAAAGAGCAGCAACAAGAGCAGCCACAAGUAAUUUCAGCAAAGAGUAGUUCACAGUCUAAUCCAGUGCCUCCUUCAGCGCCCAAUCCAGCUGCAUCGGCUGCAGCAGCUGCGGCAGCUGCAGCUGCCGCUGCUGCUGCCACAGCUGCAGCCACAGCUAAAGGUAUUGCUCCUGCCCAAGCAAACUCUCAACAGCAACCACAAGUAGUUUUGGCCGAGACAAAGGUUACAGCUAAGACUAAAGGCAUUGCUCCUGUGGGUUCUUAGCACAGAGGAGACUGGUAAGGGAGUCAUCUUUUUUCAAGUAAGCUAUAUAUAAUCAGCUUGAAUGUGCAUAUUAGUAAAUUUACCAGCCUCUUCGGGUGGUUUACUUUGAUUGCUGGCAGUGAGGUUUCUCUAUUGAUGCAAUGCUAGUGAAAAAAUUGACUGGAUACUGUAGAAGAGUUGAUUGGCGGGUGGUAGUAAUGUAGCAAGUUUUAAAUUAAGCCCGGCGGGAAACAUUAUUUUUCUUCUUAUAUUCUUGCUCUUUUUUUAUUUUUGAUCCAUGUUACUUAUACGGUGAAAACCGAAAAAUAGAAUAAUGAGUUCCCUUUUAGAAUUCUUGAUUCUGUUGACUAUUGGCCAAAUUUGUCUAAUAUACAAGUCAUGCUGCGCCUGGAUUCUAUUC